AUGAGGUUCUUCCGAACACUAGAAGUCUCCGUUGCCGGAGCAUUACUCCUUUCUAGCUACGCCUCAGCCUCCAUACUACUCCCUCGGGGACAACCACGCCAACCGGCACUCUCGGCUACCCACCAAGAUGCGGACUCGCCAGCACCAGAGACGGCCAAGCGGGUGACAGAAGACAACCCCAUCCAGCCAAGGGCAUGCACGGCAGAACGGCUCAAGAACGGCGGCUUCGACGGCGACAAGCCGGACCCCUUCGUCGUCACCUACGCGCCCGAGCUGCACUUCGCCUCCGUGACGGACAAGGACGAGCCGCACGUCGUCGCCGGCGACAAGGCCGGGCGCUACCUCUACGCCAUGUUCAGCGAGCCCGGCGGGAACAACGCCAGCGUCUCCGCCCAGCGCGCCGUGCGCAUGACGCAGAAGCUCGCCGGCAUGGCCGCCGGCGACACGUACCAGUGCUCCGGGUCCUUCCAGGCGGCCGUCCAGUCGUGGCGGUCCAACCUGAUGCUCGGCGCCAUCGACGCCCGCGUUCAGGCCGUGGCGUACGUUGGCGGCGUGCCGUGCGCGGUCGGGUCGUACGAGGGGGCCGGCAUCGCCAUGUCCACGGGCGGUGUGUGGCAGGAGGUCAGGUCGCUGGGCCGGCAGAGGGCGGGGACGGACGAGCCUGAGUUUGUGCUCGAAGUGUAUGCUUUCCAGUGGGGGAACUCUGACCCGACUUGGUUGUUCCUUGGGUUGGAUAACGUGUCAGUUAUCGGGAGUAAUGCUUGCUGA
Messenger RNA from Thyridium curvatum, 768 nucleotides. RefSeq lists its product as uncharacterized. The coding region runs from base 1 to 768 and encodes 255 amino acids. Lineage: Eukaryota; Fungi; Ascomycota; Sordariomycetes; Thyridiales; Thyridiaceae. The record is from RefSeq and is a predicted model, not a curated record. The transcript has a single exon.